AUGCUGAGCGAAAAAAGUUUUCGAUCUCAAAUUAAUAUUUUAUUUUGUGGAGAUCGUGAUACAGCUAAAUCACACUUACGACAAUACAUCUUUCGCUUGAUAUCACGUGCUCAAUAUACUAAUGAUGAAGGUACAAGUGUAAUUGGUUUAACAUCUAAUGUUACAAAAGAUGGAGUGAAGGUGCUCGAUCAAUAUUUCACAAAUUUAUGGUAUGUUAUACUUUGGAUUGAUUUUGAUUAUUCGAGAAAAAAUGAUGCAUUAUUACAACAAACGAUAUUAAUAGCUACAGCUAAUAUUAUAUGUACAUUAGAUGCUCGAAUAUCAAUUUUAGCUGCUGCUAAUUCGAUUGAAUCUCAAUGA
Rotaria sp. Silwood1 is the source of this 360-nucleotide messenger RNA. The record is from the annotation of a GenBank genome assembly. NCBI's taxonomy places the organism in Eukaryota, Metazoa, Rotifera, Eurotatoria, Philodinida, Philodinidae.